Lytechinus pictus (painted urchin) is the source of this 4731-nucleotide messenger RNA. RefSeq names its product glucosidase 2 subunit beta-like. Gene Ontology annotation, biological process: N-glycan processing. Bases 84 to 1571 code for a protein of 495 amino acids. The record is from RefSeq and is a predicted model, not a curated record. Gene Ontology annotation, cellular component: glucosidase II complex. The transcript has 12 exons. Gene Ontology annotation, molecular function: calcium ion binding; protein binding. NCBI's taxonomy places the organism in Eukaryota, Metazoa, Echinodermata, Echinoidea, Temnopleuroida, Toxopneustidae.
AGAUGGCGCUAUGUAACAACUGCGUGUCAUUCAUGUGUGUGACUGAGCUGUGAGUUCUGUGUUCAUAAUUUUUCGGGCUAAAAAUGGACGUAAGAACCGUAAUAUCCACCACGCUAUUUGUGGCUUUGACCUUUUCCUUAGGUGUCUUGUGGAUGUGUGAUGCAACAAUUCGAGUCGAGAGACCAAGAGGAGUAUCCCUUAGCAAUGAACCUCUUUACAAUAAGGAAAGCCAAGGUGAAUAUUUCACAUGUAUAGAUGGCUCAAAGAAGAUACUCAGGUCUCAGAUCAAUGAUGAUUAUUGUGACUGUCCAGACUCAUCGGAUGAACCAGGUACAUCAGCUUGCCCAGAUGGAAGAUUCCAUUGCAACAACAGGGGGUACAGACCAUACUACAUUCCAUCAUCAAGAGUAAAUGAUGGUAUUUGUGAUUGCUGUGAUGCCUCUGAUGAGUAUGAGGGGCCUGGAGCAGGGAAGUGCAUCAAUAACUGCAAGGAGCUCGGAAAGAAAGACCUGGAGGAACGCAGACAACAGAUGGUGCUCUUCAACCAAGGCUUUGAUAUCAGACAACAAUACAUCAAGGAUGGCCUUGCAAAGAAAACAGAACGAGAGGGAGAAUUGAAGAAACUGCAGACGGAGAAAGAAGAAGCACAGAAAAUAGUUGAUGAAAAGAGAAAGGUACGUGAUGAAGCCGAAGGACCCGAGACCGAGGCCAAGGAUAAGCACAAUGCAGCCUGGGAAGCCGAAGUAGCCGCUAAGAAAGCAGCAGAGGAAAGGCAGACAGCUCUCCAGGCUUUCAAGGAAUUAGAUAUUGACUCUGAUGGAAGAAUUGUCUUCCACGAGUUGACCAACAGAUUGGAGUUUGAUACGGAUGCCAGUGGACAUAUCAAUGAAGAAGAAGCUAAGGCUGUGCUUGGAGGAGCCAAUGUUGUUGAGGAGAAUGCCUUUGUAGAUCAGCUCUGGAAUGACGUCAAGGAGAAAUUCAAGUUUGCACAUGAGGUAGAAGCAGAGUUAGCACAAAAGCAACAGGAAGGACAGGAGCAGCAAGAAGAACCUGCUGCCUUUGAGAAAAACGAUUUCGAGGAUGAUGACGAUUUCGAUGACGACGUCGAAGACGAAUGGGCGGAGGAUGAGGAGGACGAAGACAUCUAUGAAGAGGAGGAUGAUGAAGAUGAUUUUGAUGAUGAUGUGACGGAGGAAGAACGUGACACAAUGCGUCAAAGACGGCUGGAUAGAAUGGAUAGAUUAUCUAAAAGGAAGCAAGAGAUGAAGGAUUCUAAGACUUCCGAUGACCAGAUGCCUGAUUAUGAUGAGGCUACUCAAGCCCUAAUAGCAGCUGCUGACCAAGCCAGGAAUGAAUUUGAGGAGGCUGAGAAAACUUUGAAGAAUAUUGAGAGGUCUGUCGGGGACAUAGAUAAGCAGCUGAAAGUAGAUCUAGGUCCAGACCAGGCGUUCCAGGCUCUACAAGGACAAUGUUAUGAGUACACCGAUAGAGAAUACACAUACAAGUUGUGCCCUUUUGAAAAGUCUUCGCAAAGAUCUAAAAAUGGAGGUUCAGAAACUUCUCUUGGGUAAGUUCAGCAUGAUGAUAAUUAAAAAAAAUUGUGUUUUUUAAUAGCAAUGAUUCCAUUUUAAAAGUCACCCAACAAUAUUUUGGAUUAAUCUGUAAAUAAAGCCCUGAGCAAUUGUUGCCAGAGCAAAUGUCGUGCCACCCCUUAUACAUAUUGCUAUUAGAAGAGUUAUUUGGGGAACGUAACACAAAGAUUAGUGAUUAAUUGUUCAUACAUGUAUGAGUUUCACAUCUGACUGUACAUUUUAAUAUAAUCAAUCAUUGAUCAAUUGUAAGUAGCUUUGUGUUAUAUUACUCUGUCAUCCAUAUUUUAUUUAAAUAUAAAUGUUUUUCCCUCCAUUUUUGUCUCACCUGCAUAGCAGAGUGAGACUGAACAUCUUGUGCGAAUUUCAGGUCACAUGACAAAGGUCAAAGGUCAAUGAACUUUGUCCAUUUUUGGGGUAUCUGUUGAAUUACCAUCAUAACUUUGAACGUUUAUGGACCUGAUUCAUGAAACUUAGACAUACAUGUAAGAGUAAUCAAGUAUCACUGAACAUUCUGUGCCAGUUUCAGUUCACAUGACCAAGGUCAAAGGUCAUUUAAGGUCAAUAAACUUUGGCCAUGUUGGGGGUAUUUGUUGAAUUACCAUCAUAACUCUGUAAGUGUAUUGGUCUAGUUCAUAAAACUUGGACAUAAGAGUAAUCAAGUAUCAUUGAACAUCUCUUGCGAGUUUGAGGUCACAUGACCAAAGUCAAAGGUAAUUUGAGGUCAUUGAACUUUGGCCAUUUUGGAGGUAAUUAUUAGAUUGCUGUCAUAACUUUUAAAGUUUAUAGAUAUAGUUUAUAAAAUGUGGAUAUAGGGGUAAUCAAGUACAUGUAUCACUGACAAGUCUUAGGUCGCAUGAUCAAGAUGCAAUGUCUAUUGUCAAUGAACGUAGUAUUGUAUCAUUAUAUGAAUGGUGUUUUUUUGUGAAUAAUUAUUUUAUAGUAGUUUUCAAAGUCAGCACUGCUGCUAUAUUGAAUCGCGUGAUGCAGGUUAGACUGCCAGAGGUGCUCCACUUGUUUGUGAUGUCAUCACUUUGGUACUCUAUUGCACACUGAGAAGGAAGGCAUUGAUUUAACCCAAUGUAGAAAAGUUACCUUAAUUAGCCAUGCCAAGUUAUCUAGAAGUCAUGAAUGCUUGAGCGCCUAGGCAGCUCAGCUAAAGCCGGGGUAAUAAUAAUAGCAGGGCCCGCUGGUAGAACAGUUUUCGAAACUGAAGUGGUUACCCUGGGUAAAUAUACCUAUAUUAUUAUUAUGAUGAAAAUAUUAGAAGAUCUCACACACCUGCAUAAAAUGUAAAUGUAGACACUCUAAAAUCAAUAUUUACAUGUAUUUUGCUACCCACAAUAUAAAUGGUCUUUAUCAAAACUGAAUAUAGUUAAUUAUAAAAGAAAAUAGAUGUUUUGCAUAUUGAUGAUGAUGUACCAGCAUAUUAUCACCCAUGACAUAAUAACAUACAUAACUUUUUCCAUUAUAUCACUGAAACACUUGUAUGGUAUACAAGUGAUUCACUGAAAUAAUUUAAAAGGUAUAGAUUAAUUUUAACAAAAGUGAGCAUUGUUGCAUCAGGUUUGGACAAACCUGUAUACGUAGCAGUAUUAGAUAUGAAAACGUGUAUGCACAUGAACUUCAAGCAUAUAUGUACUAUAAGUUUCGGAAUAUCCACCCAAAGUGAAUAUAUGUCAACAUUCUAAUCUAUAUGAAUGGGAAUGCCUGAAUACAGAUGUGAAGACAGAUAUAAAAUAAAUUUGUGUUUUACUGGAUAAGUUCUAAAUUUUUUUUGAAAAUAAGAAAUCACUUCAAACAAAAACUUUAAGGAAAGAGGCCACUAGAUAUUUAAAAAUUCAAAGUUAAAUGUUCACCAAGAAUCAAUGGCUGAAAAAGCAAAGUUUGAAGGCCUCCACACUUCUGUAAGAUUGGAAUUUUAAGAUGAUAAUCAAAUAUGAUUCCCAUUAUUUAACCCCUUUAAAAACAAAUUGUAUACAGGCUAAAACAUGCACGAAAGUCUUUCCUCCAGGGAGAGUAAAUACAUUAUAAAAAAUUAGUACUUUUAUUUGUAUAAUACACGUUACUACAAAUAAACAAUUUCAAUUUUUUUUUAAACCCUUUAAAAAAAAAUUGUAUACAGGCUAAAACAUGCACAAAGGUCUUUCCUCCAGGGAGAGUAAAUACUAAAUACAAUAUAAAAAUAAGUACUUUUCUUUGUAUAAUACACGUUACUACAAAUAAACAAUUUCAAUGAUUCUAGAGCAAACCAAGUAUGUAAUUAUAAAGACUUAUAUUGAUUGUAAGAUUUCCAUUUUUGUAAUAUAGCGUCAAAUAAUAUCAGAAAUACUUGAUUUGCUGCAUAUUUUAACUGGCCUGCUUAAAUUAAAUGUAGUAUUCUAGCUCUGCUAACUUUCCUUACAGCUGAUUUAGGGCACUUUUUCCGAUAUUUAUAUAUAAAUGAAUGAAGAGAACAAUGAUAGGAGUGGCUUAAAUCAAGGUUCCCCAGAGCUACAUGUAUCUGCCCUUUGGAAAAAUUGGUGAUAGCCGAAAAAAUGUCUCUGCUGGGAAUGAAACCCGGGCCUCCAGCUUUGAACGCCGGUGCCUUAACCACUAGACAACAGAGACGGGUUAGUGGCUAGGGCAAUCCCGAUCCGAUUGACCGUCAGAUAGACAGAUUUUCGACACUAUACCAAUUGUAAUUUCCUUUGUCGGGUGUAGGUGGGUUUUGAAUAAUGACAAGUUGCCAUGCCCCAGCUGGAUCAAAGCUAUUGCUGAUACCCGUUUAGAUCUACCGAAAAUCUAGAGUGCCUCCGGAGGCUACCGCAGGUUGUUCUAGAUGAGUCAAUAGAUUUAAAUGGUCUCGGCACAAAGCACAAAUCUGAGGGAAUCGUGAGGGAUAAUACACUCUAGACAGUCUAGCACAUUCGCGAGAUUACACGGCGUGAUCCACUGUUGGACUGUAGAUCUAAAUGGUCACGGCAUAAACGCAGCAUAGAAAACGGAAGUCCUUUAUCUGAUCACAUGGUCUCGAUCGUUGUGCAGCGAGCGCUUUCUCUCUUGACUGACAUUGACCAACGGAAAAAACAAAGAAGAGAAGAAAAAAUGAAAGAGAAUCAAGAUGUAAUUAUAAACAAAGAAAUGCAUAAGAAAAUUGAUG